ACUCGUCCCUUUCAGUCUUCUGUUUACAAGCCAAGCGUGACGUUUACGGACCCGCAAAAUACGUCUUCAGCCGCCGCUAACACGUUCUGGAAUCGUGGCUAAGCGUCCAAAAAUGCAAUCCCUGAGAGAAUUUCUCAACGACAAACUGACUGCAGUCGCGGAGGAGAUUUACGAAGCGGUUGAAAAAACUAUAAUCGAAUACAAAGAGGAGAUUUUCCGCUCGAAAGAACUAGAAAUCACUCACCUCAGGAUGCAACUGAAGCUUCUCACGUCAGACCCAGGCUGUACCACCGACAUGUGUCUCGAGGACCAUCUACUGCAGCCCCCCAGACCAGACCACCCUCCUCCCCCUGCUGCUGAGGAAUACCAUCAAUCAUCCCCUGCAGAGGCUGCUCCCCAGCACCAGUAUUGUGAGGAAGAUGGAGACAGCAGCGUGGAGCAGGAGCAUCCAGAAUCCUCGCAAAUCAAGGCAGAACCUCAGAAGACCCCUAAACAUUUCUGGAUCGAUCAGGACGGGGAGCCUCUGGAGGCAUUAGAGUCAGACAUCAAGCUAAUCUCCUCUCCCUCUGGUUUAAAGCCAAGUCUGCAGGAGCAAGCCCUGCACGUUCACCCGUUUCUCAACAUCUCUGAUGGUGAGGAGAGCAAAGGCAAACCCUACAGCUGCCCCGUUUGUAAAAAGCGCUUCAGCAACUGCUCCCACCUGUCAGCUCACAUCAGGACCCACACAGGCGAGAGACCAUACAGGUGUGAAAUAUGUAGGAAGAGGUUCAUCACCACAAGCGCUCUGAACAGACACCAGACUAUUCACACGGAGGGAAAACAGUUCAUCUGUACAUACUGCGGCAAGUCAUUCAAAUGGAUGGAGUCUCUGGGCAGGCAUAUAAGGAGCGCACACAAGGGGGAUAACACGGCUGUAUUAAACACUGCAGACUAGAGUUCAAAUACAAUAGUAAUUAUAUGAUAAUGGACGGUUACACUACACACCAAACAAUGAGUCAUGAAAAUGAUUGUAAAGCAUGAAUAGGCCCUCUGUAAGAGAUCAUCAAUUGUUGUGGCAAAAAACAUUAACCAAUGAAAUCUUAUUUUAAAUCAGCAUUUACUCUUAAAGAAUAAAUCAUUCAAUUCAUAAAACCCAAGAAUUUAUGAUUAUAUUUUUAGGCUGUAAACGUCUCAUUGUCAUCCUGUAGGUGGCAGUAGCACAUUUUCAUGAAAUGAUUAUCACUUUUUAGCAGUUUCAGAGUUGAUUAAAAAUAGUAUCAAACUAACUUUUGGGACCUCCAUACAUUCCAAAAACACACACAGUGCAAAGGUGGAAAGCCCUAUUGGGACUUUUUGAAAACAAAUUCAAGCAAAUUAAUCAUCAACAAACUGCAUGUUUGAGCUCACAUUAAACUUUAAAAUAAAAAUGUUGACCUACAUUGAUGUUUGUAAUUUAAAAUAUCAAAGUUUCUGUCAAUUGUGUAGAUUGUGAAGAAACCACAAAAGAUAUUUGCAGAAAAAUGAAUUGUUAUUAAAAAUACUUUGCUAAA
Molecule: messenger RNA, 1529 nt
Organism: Oryzias latipes (Japanese medaka)
Lineage: Eukaryota; Metazoa; Chordata; Actinopteri; Beloniformes; Adrianichthyidae
Biological process (GO): regulation of transcription by RNA polymerase II
Molecular function (GO): DNA-binding transcription factor activity, RNA polymerase II-specific; RNA polymerase II cis-regulatory region sequence-specific DNA binding
Source: RefSeq, a predicted model, not a curated record